This is a messenger RNA of Diospyros lotus (date-plum), 2464 nucleotides long. Its product is annotated as RNA polymerase I-specific transcription initiation factor rrn3-like. NCBI's taxonomy places the organism in Eukaryota, Viridiplantae, Streptophyta, Magnoliopsida, Ericales, Ebenaceae. Gene Ontology annotation, molecular function: RNA polymerase I core binding; RNA polymerase I general transcription initiation factor activity. The transcript is spliced from 16 exons. Gene Ontology annotation, cellular component: nucleus. The record is from RefSeq and is a predicted model, not a curated record. The coding region runs from base 249 to 2153 and encodes 634 amino acids. Gene Ontology annotation, biological process: transcription initiation at RNA polymerase I promoter.
UGGCGCAUACCCCUCCCUUCGGUCUGGCGGCGCGCGCGCGAGAGAGAGAGGCUCCGGCCAGCUCGGGCCUCACCGUAAGACAACGCCGUCCAGACUCAGACUCAGCUCCUGCGAGCUCCGGCUUUAGCGUAAGGCAACGCUGUCCAGACUCAGACUGAGCUUCUCUCUGUUUUCAGUCCUUUGAUCGUUGAGUUAAUAAAUUUACUUCUUCUGGUCCCCGUGGAGCAUUGCAUAUAAUUGCUGAGACCAUGGGAGUGGAAUUAGCAACAGAGAAGGCAGUGUUUGUUCAAAUGGAAGACGUCAAUUUCACUGAUUCAGAGUUGGUAUGUCAUGUGCGAAAUGCCCUUCUAUCAGUUAGCCUGGGUGACUCCGAGAGUUAUAACCAGCUAAUUGGGGUUCUCCACCACAGAGAAAGUCUUACCCUGGAUGAGGUGGCACUUCUCGUGACAAGUCUAAAGGCAUUGUCGGGCGCAGUUUCUUGUAUUGAUAAUGUUCAACAUGAGUCUCUUCUUUCUUCUAUAUUUGGAAUGAGCAUGUGGAACUAUGAGCCUGACGUCAUGGAUGCAUUGAUUGAACUAAUAACAUCCUUGGCAGCUUCCAGCGGAAAAUACGUUGAUUCAUGCUUGGAAAUGCUUAUAAGCAAUUUUAUGCCUCCACAUUCUUUCACAGAAUUGCUGAAGCAGCCAUGUGGUGUUGCAAGAAAAAGUCAAGUUCUUUAUCGCAUCCAUUCUGCGCUGAAAGAUAUUACUGAUCUAGUGCCUCUUGCACCUUUGAGACUGUUGCCAAUAGUUCUCCAGAGAAUGCCGAAUGUUUACAAUAAGGAACCUUUAAUUGUUGCAUAUGUUGAGAACAUGUUAAGAUUGGAGAGUGGUGCCAUGGGAGAACUUGUUGGGAGCAUGAUGCUUAUAGCAGUGGUGGACAGGCUUAUAGAUUUGGAUGUGGAGAUAGAAUGGGAGGAUAUUUUGCAGGAUGAUUCUUGUAAAAGCAUUUUUGAGAUGGAACUGGAGGAUAUGGAAGACACGAUAGAUGAGGAAGAUGCAAUGCUUCAAAGAGAAUCUUCAAGUGGCAGGAGUCUUAGGGGAAAUGUUGUUGCUGAAAAAUUAGAUAGCUUGUUGGUGCUUAUGUUUGAGCAUCUGAAAUCUUGUAAGGAUGCUGGGCGUUUGAAUAAGGUAUUUGAAACUCUUCUUCAGUCAUUUGAGGUUACUGUCCUGAGUGCGUACAAGUCAAAGUUUGCCCAGUUUGUCACGUUCUAUGCCUGUUCCCUCGACCCUGAAAAUUGUGGCAUGAGAUUUGCUGAUGCCCUCUCAGAUAUUUUCACAGGCAGUGCAUGCCCCCCUGUCAAGAGGAUGAGUGCAGUGGCUUAUCUUGCUAGUUAUUUGUCUCGUGCAAAGUUCCUUUCAGUGUCUUUUGUCAUUAAGAUAUUGCAAAGGUUAGUCAGCUGGUGUUGGAAAUACACAGAGGAUGAAGUCAGCAAUAUCAACCCAAAAGCUCACAGAGUUUUCUAUUCUGGGUGCCAGGCUAUCAUGUAUGUGCUUUGUUUUCAUAUGCGAUCAGUUAUGGAUAUUCCUCGUCUCAAGUCCCAACUUUUUCUUAUGCCUUUAGAGGCAAUCUUGAAGCAUCCACUGAGCCCCUUGAAGGUGUGCCUGCCAUCCAUUGUACAGGAAUUUCUCCGGCAGGCAAGAGCAGCUCGUCUGUUCACUGUCUCAGAGACCUUUGUCUUCAACGACCUACUGGAAUCUGAACUUUCCAGAGCUUUUGGAGGGAUGGAAAGGCUUGAUAUGUUCUUCCCGUUUGACCCCUACUUGUUGAAGAAAUCUGAUAGGUUCAUCCGACCAAACUUUGUAUACUGGUCAGUUGUUAGAACAACAUAUGAUGAGGAGGACGAUGACGACGAAGAUGGAGGUAGCAGUGAUGAAGAUUUUGACGAUUUUAUAGAUUGCAAGCGGGAGAACACUGCACGGGAUUGGGAUGCAAUGGCUGGGAGUUUCGAGGAGCAUGAAAUUGAUCUUGACGAAUUUGACCAUUCAUUGAAUAAAAUGUCCAUCACACCCAAUAAUUCAUUAAGUCAUCGAUUUGGAGGUCGUGAAUUGCAUGGUGGUGCCACGCGGAUGCCCUCAAGAAUCAGGCCGUCCACUAGUCCAGAAUCCUUGUGACAGCACAAAAAUGCUCUUACCUUCUCUUCUAAGAGAUCAAUUAAGAAAAUCCCUUACUGUGGUUGGAGGGGAUCACCAAAAGCUCGAAUGCCGCGGCAGAGCUGUCCCAAGAUUAUAGUGGUAACCGUGCUAGGCCUGACAUACCGGUCACGUUGCAGAGUAGUAUUAGAUUUGUAUUUCAACCAAGUGAUUAAGUUUUGUUUUGUUUUUGUGUGUGUAUUUGUGCACUUAACCGUAAUGAUGUGUAAUAUUAAUGAGGGUAUGGGUCUACACGACAAAAUAUGAAUAUGAUUACUAUUCUUUCCAUGUUA